Messenger RNA from Mauremys reevesii (Reeves's turtle), 2827 nucleotides. It is a transcript of the gene REDIC1, whose product is annotated as chromosome 1 C12orf40 homolog. Lineage: Eukaryota; Metazoa; Chordata; Testudines; Geoemydidae. The record is from RefSeq and is a predicted model, not a curated record. The transcript is spliced from 13 exons. Bases 105 to 2261 code for a protein of 718 amino acids.
CCGGUCCGCAGGCAGGCUGCCUUGGUGUGGGUGGUCAUUUGCGAGAGUCACGCCCCAUCACCCUCAGCGGCCCUCCAAGCCCUCUGCACUCAUUAUCUCAGACAAUGAACUGGGUUGGUGGCUCCCGGAGCAGAAUCAUACUUAAACAGGAAAGGAGAAAGCAAAAGGAAUUCUUUGAAAAGAAAAAGCUUAGAUCAAAGAUGAAGCUCCUAGGAGUAUCAUCACCCCCUAAAAGUUCAACAGUCAGUUUAGAUCUCCUCAACCUGUAUGUUGUUAAUCAGAUAUCCACCAAGAAAGACACUGCUGAUAGAGUGAGAAAACCAGUCCAUGUGGAUCUGAACAAGGGGCUAAAAACUCCUACAAGGAGACAGAAUAUUGAACUUCCCAUGUCACCACAACGUACAUCAUCUAAAAUAGGCCUAGUUGACAUCCAGAACAGAAUACAACAACAAGUAUUAGAGAACAGAAGAAAGCAUCUCACGGACAAGAUAAAAUACCAACCUCGGUUAUCACAAGUUAUGGAAUCAACUUGCACAGACUCUAGUCUUGAACAUCUGAACAAUCUAGCAGCAGACUGUAAUUCCUAUCCAGUGUCCUCUUCAGUUUCCUGGUCUUCUAAUUACAAACAAUCUCCAGAACAAAAUUUCAGAACGAACCUAGCAUGCAGUCCUUGGGAAGUGGCCUACGAAGAGGAGAAGCAGAGCAAACAGUUUCUACCAUUUUCUCAGCCAGGAAAUAUUCUCUCGCAAGAUCCUUGGGUUUCAAAAUCCCAAAACAGGCAAUGCAUUUUCAGCAAGUCCAAUACAGCAGGACCAUUGGGAACAUUGUUUAAGAAACUGAAUAGUCCAGACUAUAUAAACUCUGUUGGUAAUACUCCAGCCUUGAUUACCGGUAAAGAUUCUGGAAGCAACAACAGAAUAAAAGAGCCAUUAUUUGGUAUUGUGAAAGAAACAGCAGCAAACGACACUCACGAUGAAAAUGGUCUAGCAUUGUCUGAAGAUGAGAGACCGCAGAUUCAUGAUAUUCCUUCCAUGGAAUAUUGUGGUCCUUUUGUUAACCAAGCCAGUAUCAGCCAGUUAUUUACAGAUCCAGAUGAUAUGAAUGAAAUAUCCAACAGAUGUAGUCCUUAUAAUAGAGAAACUUAUAACAUGACUAAAUGUACUGAAAGGUAUACUGCAGACAGAUGCCUUAAAGGGAUUUUCACUGUUCCAGAGCAGACUUUCUUUAAAAGUAAGAAUAUUUCAAAUGCAAGCCAUAAAGAAAAUAAACAGCCUAAUAAAAGCCACUUGAAAUACCCUGAUGGACAUUAUUACAUUAUAUCUUCUGAAAACCAAGAAAAUCCUUCAAAAUAUGAAAGAACAGGAGCAUUUACAAGUCACCAUAAUCACAAGAUUAACUUAGAGGAAAAAAUGCAGAAUUAUUCAACAAUGAAUAAUGCUCCUCUGGAACAAUUCACUUGUGAGUGCUCACAAGUCUUUGGAUUUGAAAAGGUUCUGACAGCAGAGGUGGAACAGUGUGAUUUUGAAGUGAGUUCAAAGCUUGGAAAGAUGGAAAAAGACACUGAAUCAUCACUGAGCAGUCAGUCCCCCAGUUACUCUCCAAAGCAAACAGACAGUUGUUUCUGCACUAGUUCCGAGAUGUCUGAAGAGGAUGACCUAGCUGAAAAGUGUCUUUCUGACAGCUCCUUUCAAGUAAACGGUGCCAAUCCAAUUGCAGCUUCAACAAGCAAAGGACCACAACAUACCUUUGGCACAGAAAGUUUGCUUUUCCCUCCCGGCACUAGUGUUGCUAUGAAAGAAGCCAACACUCCUCGACGGAAAGAGCCCAGUUUACAAGCAACAGAGGAGGAAAAUAAAGACCAGGCUGUUCAACCUCAGCCCAACUCAUCACACAUUUCAUUUAAAAGGGAGAAUAUUAAUCACAGAGAAAGAUGUGAUGCUUGGUCACAAACUGAGAGCCCUAGUGUAAGGGUAGAAAAAAUAAAUGCUGCCAUACAAUGUGAUAUAAUACAGGCAUGUUGCUGUAUAAAUCAUCUUUCCUCUGUCCACAGCGCUGAACUACUAACUAAUGUUAGUAAAGCAGAUACCACUGGAGGGCAGGAAAUUACAGCAGAUGAGGCAUUUCAGUCUUCAAGUACAGACAAUGCAACAAUUAUUGCAGAAUUUCCUCCUGCAACCGAGUAUCUGACUUUGCCUGACAAGAUGACUGUAGAUGUACUGAACUACAUUAACAUAAUGAAAAAGAGAGAAGAGAACAACUGAGUACAAAGGAGAACCUAUUAAAUAUAUUGUGGGUACAUCAAAAAGCCCUGUACUCUUAGGGGAUUUUGUUCAUUCCACAGUACAUUAUUUCCUUUUAUUUGGUACAUUUGGUUUUAGCUGUUGGACAAGAUAUUCUUUUACAAAUUAUUAUUAAUGUGUUCUCAAUAUUUUAUAGUAGCUUAGUGAAAAUAGCCCUUAUUCAUUAGAUACAUUUCCAUAAUACAGUUAUAAUGUUUGUAGUUUGGGAUGGAUCCUGUUCUUAUUGAAAAUGUAAAUACUCCAAUUGACUUCCAAGGGCAUUGGAUAGGGCACUUGGUGCACAAAAAUAUGCACACGGUUAUACACACACACAUGUAUCCAAUUUUUAUGAUUUUUAGUAAAAAAACAAAACAGCAAAUUCACAUCUAUGCAAACAGAAUAAACUGAAAUUACUACAAUAUAUUAAAAUGAGCAGUAAUGUUAGGUUUAUGCUCUGACUGCAAAUACAGACUCAUCUUUUUGUAGUUUGCCUGCCGAUUAAAAUGCUGAGUUCUAACCUUUUCUUAUUUAGUUCAGUAUUUGUGUUA